AUGGCGCUCGUGGCCCCCCUGCGGCUGCCCGCGCGCGCCCUGCGCGCGGGUAUUUCCUACCGCGGCGGCUCCGGCGCUCGUCGCGCGCGCCUGGCGGCGGCUCCGGCGCAGACUCGCCACCGCGCCACCGCCGACGGCUCGGUCGCUCCCGGCGAGGAUGCCACCGCCGCUUCUUCGACCGCGACCGCGGCGGACGCGCCCCCGACGCCAAAGCCCCCGCACGUCGACGGCAGGCGCUCGUAUUCCGACGUCCCGACCGGCCUCGAGGACUCCCCGACGCGGCGACUCGUCACCGAGGAGCAGCUCGCGUCCUUCCGCGCCUCCAUCGCCAACGAGCUCCUGCUCGCCCCCCUGACCAAGGGGGGCAACCUGCCCUUCCGCCGGCUCUGCGUGGACUUCGGAUGCAACGUCACGGUGUCCGAGAUGGUGUUCGCCAGGUUUUUGCUCAGGCGGAACCCGGUGGAGAAGGCGAGGCUGCGCAGGCACCCGUCGGAGAAGCUCUUCGGCGUGCAACUCGCGACGAAUCAAAUCGUCGAGGGCGUCAACGCCGCCGCGCUCGCCGCGGAUGCCGGCGCGGACUUCAUCGACCUCAACUGCGGGUGCCCCAUCCACGAGACGUGGAAGCGCGGCCUCGGCGCGGCGCUGUUGAAGAAACCCAAGAAGCUGGAGCGGCUCGUGCGGGGCAUCGCGGACGGGACGAGGUUGCCGCUGACGGUGAAGAUCCGGCUCGGCGCGGGCGGGUCGGAGGCGCCGGCGCGUCAGCUCGCCGAGGCGGUGGAAAACGCGGGCGCCGCCGCGGUGAUCAUCCACGGGCGCACCAAAGAGCAGAGGUACACGCGCGCCGCGAACUGGGACCUCAUCGGGGAGAUCCAGCGCGAGAGGGGGAUACCGGUGGUUGGCAACGGGGACAUCCUGACCCACUACGAACACCGCGACAGGCUGGCGAGGUCCGGGGCGCACGCCGCGAUGACGGGCCGAGGCGCGCUCAUCAAGCCGUGGAUCUUCAAGGAGGUCGCCGAGGGUGUGGAGUGGGCGCCCACGCCCGAGGAGCGCGUGGAGGUGUACCUGCGUCUGUGCUCCUACUUUAAGGAGCACUUUUUCACGGAUGAGAUGGGACGCGGGCGUUAUCUCGAGUUUAUGCCGUGGCACUUCGGGUUCUUCUGCAGGUACCGACCGCUCCCGGAGGACACCUACGGGGCGAUGGCGUCGGAGCACCCGCUGCUACAAACGAGGCUCGGGAUCGUCGCCGCCGCGGAGCAGGCGUCGGGCGCGGACCUGCCGAGGAUGGAGAGGCUGCUGCGGUGCGAGAGCGAGGAGGCUCACGUUCGGCUGAGCGAGGCGCUCUGGGACGCGGACGGAUCGUUGGAUAAGGCGCUGGAGCUGUUCGAAACGAUCGCAAACGACGGUUCGCUGGAGCGGUGGGAGGCAGAGGCGGCGGCUUCGGACCGGGACAACGGCAUGGGUGGCGGAGAUGCCAUUCGAGGUUAA
Micromonas commoda is the source of this 1488-nucleotide messenger RNA. RefSeq names its product dihydrouridine synthase-like family protein. The transcript has a single exon. NCBI's taxonomy places the organism in Eukaryota, Viridiplantae, Chlorophyta, Mamiellophyceae, Mamiellales, Mamiellaceae. The coding region runs from base 1 to 1488 and encodes 495 amino acids. Gene Ontology annotation, molecular function: RNA binding; tRNA dihydrouridine synthase activity. The record is from RefSeq and is a predicted model, not a curated record.